GUUUUCCGAAUGACCGGACCGGGACCGCAUGGAUAAAUUGUUGAUAUUAUUAAGUGCAAUAGACUCGUGCAAAUUCACAAUUCUGCAAAGGGUUCAUCGAAUUGUUUCACCAUGAUACUACAACGAAUCAGUUGUUGCUACAAAACCUACUGCCCACUAUAGCCGAAGUAAACAACAUGUACGUCAUCCCGAUGAUCACUUCUAGGUGUAGUAGAAAGAUGCUUACAUCUACAGACAGAUGUUUAGUUUCCUCGAAGCAGAUUAAAAUCAAACAGGCAGUCGCUGACUGGAUCAGUAUAAGUCUGGUUCGUGCUCUCGUGAAAAAUCCUCGAUCAGUCAAAGCAAUCAUUGAACAAAAACCAGUUACGGAGAGUAAAAGACUAUCGAUUCCUAGCCCAAUAUCGAAUUUGGAAAUAGUAAAUUACUACUUUGCUUUACUAUGCGAAAGUUCAAAGAAUGAGAUUGCACCCUCUACUACUACGAUAAAACGUUCAUACCAUAGUGUCAGGAAAGUAAAUAACAGUGCUUCUAGAAUGGCCAAGCUGAUCGACGGCAAGCAGAUAGCUAGUGAAAUUCGCGAAGAGCUGCGAAAAAAGAUCGAAACAUGGAAGGCACAGGGAAACCGUGCACCGCAGCUGACUGCAAUAUUAAUUGGUGAAGAUCCUGCUAGUGCUACGUAUGUUAGCAAUAAAAUGAAGGCGGCAGCGGAUGUUGGUAUUGAAAGCAAAACGGAACGGUACAAUACAGACAUUACCGAGCAGGAACUACUUGACCGUAUCUACCAAUUGAACAAUGAUGACGCGGUGGAUGGAAUUUUAAUACAACUACCAGUGCCAGGUCACAUCGACGAGAGGAAAAUAUGUAAUUCUGUAUCAUGCGACAAAGACGUAGACGGGUUUAAUGAACGUAACAUUGGACGGCUUUGUUUGGAUAUGAACACCUUAAUUCCUUGCACACCAUUAGGUGUUCAGGAACUUAUCAAACGAGCUGGCAUUGAAACAUUCGGUAAAAACGCUGUAGUUGUUGGCAGAUCAAAAAAUGUAGGCAUGCCUAUUGCCAUGUUGUUGCAUGCGGAUGGACGAAACGACACAUGUGCCAUGGACGCUACAGUAACGAUAUGUCAUCGUUUUACACCACCAGAGGAAUUGACACGGUUUUGUCGCAUGGCUGACAUUAUAGUCACGGCUACCGGUGUGCCCGGGCUUAUAACGGCGGGCAUGGUUAAGGAAGGUGCAGCUGUAAUUGAUGUCGGUAUCACUAGAGUGAUAGAUCCUUCGACUGGAAAAACUAAACUAGUAGGGGAUGUGGAUUUCGAUGAAGUACGCAACAUAGCUGGCCAUAUUACCCCAGUUCCUGGAGGUGUUGGUCCGAUGACUGUUGCGAUGCUCAUGAAGAAUACGAUUAUUGCCGCUAAGAAUCUAGCUAGAAAAAGGAACACACCUUAAACCUUGCCCUGUAUUAUGCAGUAUUGAAAUUUCGUAACACAGAUUGUUGAUUAUAUUCUAAAAUUAUACUGAUUGUAAGGCCUAUCAAAUAGUAUGGGCUAGAGUGCAGGACUGCAGCUGGAUUUAGCUGCACGGAAACGUUGACUGAACCAUGCCGUUAAUAUGCAAAUGUUCAAAUGUAGAUAAGUCAUUUGAUUUGGUGAAAUAUAGACUAGCCAUCCCUUA
Messenger RNA from Anopheles funestus (African malaria mosquito), 1670 nucleotides. RefSeq names its product bifunctional methylenetetrahydrofolate dehydrogenase/cyclohydrolase, mitochondrial (gene Nmdmc). The record is from RefSeq and is a predicted model, not a curated record. The transcript has 5 exons. Gene Ontology annotation, cellular component: mitochondrion. The coding region runs from base 177 to 1445 and encodes 422 amino acids. Gene Ontology annotation, molecular function: methylenetetrahydrofolate dehydrogenase (NADP+) activity; methenyltetrahydrofolate cyclohydrolase activity; methylenetetrahydrofolate dehydrogenase (NAD+) activity. Gene Ontology annotation, biological process: tetrahydrofolate interconversion. NCBI's taxonomy places the organism in Eukaryota, Metazoa, Arthropoda, Insecta, Diptera, Culicidae.